AGACUGGGUUAUCAGCAGCCAGUUUACAAGUAAUCGUUUUACUUUGCAAUCUGUAGUUUUCAAGGGAGCUGUUAAAGCUGAGCUGAAAUAUUUGAAAUGUGGACACUCUUGACCAUGAAAUAUGUUCUUCUUACAUGCCUCAGCCUUUAAAAGUUCUGUGCAUUAGAGUCAGGGAUUACAUUCUUCCUGGAGCAAGCAUGGGGCCAGCUGUGUAAAAACAAGCCACACUUCUCUUUGGGGAGGCUGAUAGGAGUUUAGAGGUUUGUCGUGGUGAGUGUCAGAAACAUCCUCAACUCCAUCACCAACCCUUCACGGCCACCUCUCUAUCUACUGGCGACCACUUAGACAUCCAAGCGGAGGAACAGCUGAAUUUAGGAAACCAUGCAUCACUUAGGCAGGAGCCAACGGCAGACUUUAAACUCUGCUCAACAUGUGGAUGCGGCAGAGAAAUGAACUGUCCAGACAAGCCAGGGCAGCUCAUAAACUGGUUCAUCUGCUCCCUGUGUGUCCCGCGGGUGCGUAAACUCUGGAGCAGUCGGCGGCCAAGGACCCGGAGGAACCUCCUGUUGGGCACCGCCUGUGCCAUCUACCUGGGCUUUUUGGUGAGCCAGGUGGGACGUGCCUCUCACCAGCGUUCGCGGGCCGUGGAAAAGGGGCCGCACCUGAGCCGGGACACCACCCAGGUACCCUUCCCUGAGAUACCCUUGGAUGGUACGCUGGCCCCUCCCGAGUCCCCGGGGAAUGGGACCACGCUGCAGCCCAAUGUAGUGUACAUUACCCUACGCUCCAAGCGCAGCAAGCCAGCCAAUAUCCGCGGCACAGUGAAACCCAAGCGCAGGAAGAAGUAUGCAGUGGCAUCUCCGGCCCCCCGUCAGGAGGCUUUGAUAGGACCAUCUCUUCAGUUACAAGAAGCUGCAAGGGUACCUGAUGUUGAAGCGCAUGGGUAUAUCCAGGGAGGAAACCUGGGCAAGGCCGGGGAAAGACCCUGGCGGUUGCUACCAGGUCUGGGAGCGCGAGGUGGGAGCUCGGAUUUGCCGCAGCCCAAGGUCAAGGAGAGCAAUAUCAGGAUCUACAGCGAGAGCGCCCCCUCGUGGCUGAGCAAAGAAGACAUCCGCAGAAUGCGCCUCUUGGCAGAUGGGGCAGUGGCCGGCCUCCAGCCAGGGCCCUCCAAGAGCCAAGCAAGCUUGCUGGUGCUGGAGGGGGGCGCCACUGGCACUGCGCCUGGCUGUGGCCCUAGCCCCUGUGGGCUGCUCAAGCAGCCUUUGGACAUGAGUGAGGUGUUUGCCUUCCACCUGGACAGAAUCCUGGGACUCAACAGGACCCUGCCUUCUGUGAGCAGGAAAUCAGAGUUCACCCAAGAUGGCCGCUCAAGUCCUCUCAUUCUCUGGGACUCAUCUUUAUCUCCAACAAGUACUGACACCCACUCUUCUGUUAAGCUCACCUGGGGAGCUUAUCAGCAGUUGCUGAAACAUAAGUGCUGGCAGAAUGGUCGAGUACCCAAGCCAGAAUGGGGUUGCACUGAAAUACAUCAUCAUGAGUGGUCCAAGAUGGCCCUCUUUGAUUUUUUAUUACAGAUUUAUAAUCGCUUAGAUACAAAUUGCUGUGGAUUCAGACCUCGAAAGGAAGAUGCCUGUGUACAGAAUGGACUGAAGCCAAAAUGUGACAAACAAGAUUCUGUGUCUCUAACACACAUCAUUCAGCGAAAGCAUGACCCAAGGCACUUGGUCUUUAUAGAUAACAAGGGUUUCUUUGACAGAAGUGAAGAUAACUUAAACUUCAAGUUGUUAGAAGGCAUCAAAGAGUUUCCCGAAUCUGCAGUUUCUAUUUUGAAGAGCCAGCACUUAAGGCAGAAACUCCUUCAGUCUCUGUUUCUUGAUAAAGUUUAUUGGGAAAGUCAAGGAGGUAGACAAGGAAUUGAAAAACUAAUUGAUGUAGUAGAGCAAAGAGCCAAAAUUCUUCUCACCUAUAUCAACGCCCAUGGGGCCAAAGUAUUGCCUAUGAAUGAAUAACAAGAGACUCUUCUGACAAGAAUACUAGAUAUAUUUAUGUGUUUUUGUUUUUAAAUCAAGAACACAGACCAUAAGUUCAUUUAGAAAUGAGGCAGUAUAGAUGAAUGCAUAAAAAAUGAGCUUACCCAGGUUAUGAUGGGGCUAAGCACUACACACAGUCAAAAACUUGAGCAGACUGCUCAAAGUAUUUGUUUAUAUUUUUCUUUAAUAGGAUGUCAUGUGAGUCCCAGCAUCUAGUACAGAAUGGUUCCAAUUGUUAUUCCAACUAGCUGCAUUAAGACAUUUGUCAUGCCGUUUCCGAGAACAGUGUAAAUCAGAAGUACUGACAACUUUAAUAACCAUAUCUCAUGCCAUUUUAACUGAUUUGAUCAAAUAGUAAUGAGAGUGGUUCAUGACAUUCUUUUGUUGCUGAUUAUUAAGACAGACCCAGUGCUGCCCGGGGCAACUUACAGCGUCAUAUUGGAAAACUGAAGCCCAUGAUCUACAGAAGCAUCAGAGUCCGAAAUAAUUCUAAAUAGAAAUUUCGGGUUUUUUGUAAAACUACUGGUGUAUAUUCUCUGGUAUAUAAAUCAUCCACCAUUUCUGUCUCUGAGCAGCAAGAACACAUUUUUCAUCACUUUUGAUAACUUAAUUUUGUUGUCAAUAUGGCAACCAUCCAAAUCUGACAAUUUGAAUAUUAGGUAGUUUUACUUUGUCAAGUUUGGUCCAAUUUAUAUAUAGUGAUUUAGAAAUUAAGCAAUGAUAUGGUAUGAAGUUCUAAUUUGAAACUGUCCUUAUAGAGUAUCUUUUUAAAAGGAUACUUUUAAAUUUUCUUUUCAUUUUUACAAAAGAUAAACUAUAAUUUCUAUAUAUUUUAUUAAUGAUAAUGGAGUUCUUUAAAGUUGUGCUAUGUAAUUAUAUUUAAUCUGAUUUUAUUGAUAUUGCCCAGAUAUUGACAAUGGGACUAGAUAUUAAUUGAUUUAAGUAUAUUGGCUAGCUAACUCCAAUAUGAGAUUAUGAAACAAAAUAAAUUAAAAUUUGGCUCUGAUAAACUCUCCUCAGUGAAAGUGCAUGACUAGCAUUAAAACAGUAAAUGUGGACAAAUUUAAGCCUCAAAUAACUCUCCAAAACUCCCUCUAUGACUUUUUUAAUUAGGUGGAAGGGAGUGGAUAGAUAGUAUUCACAUGUUAGGUCCUCAUGUCUCAGAAGUUAGCUAAGGUCAUAAUGUCUGAGAGACAGACAUGUAUAAGUUUCAAAUCUCGAACACAUCAUCAUGACUGUCCCAUCUCCACACACCCUACCCCUUAUUUGAAAGCUGAUACACAGAUUUCUUCUUCCCUUGAAAGUUUGAAAAUACAAUUUCAGAAUGUUUGCAAUACAUAUUGUUUUUUUCUCAGUUCUAUAUAUUAUUACUAAAUUGCACCCCAUUUUCUGUAUUCUAAUCAAGGGUAAUUCAGUAUCAUUGUAAAUUUGAACUAUUUAAAGACAUUACAAUAAAGACUAGGAUUUUUGAAAGAACAUUCUAGAGAUUCAAAUUUAUCUAACUACUGCAGGAGCAAAAUGUCAAAAUAAUAUAUAAGUACAAGAGAAGAUGAACCAAAGAGAGAGAGCCUUUGAUCAUCUCACAUCAUUUGUCUGGGUUUACAUCCAAGUAUUCCUUUUUAAGCUCCCUUAUUCGCUGAGCUGAUCCUGGGACAGUGGGGCUGUGGUCCACUCUCCUUUAACCCAAGUGCUUUCCAAGGAAAAGCACAGUCUGCUGCCUACCAAGUCUCCACUUUCAUCUGUGGUGUGUAGCCUUUUUAAAACUCCCUUUUCCCUCAUGAGUCAGCAUCAUGAUUAAAAUCUGGCCUACCAAGAGUUUGGAUACACAAGUUUUGCUUGAACGAACUACUGAAUUGAAAAAACAUUUAGAAAAUUGCCUUCUACUUUGUCUUAUUGGGGUGACAUUUGCAUUUAGUAUGCUUUUAGUAGAAUAUACCAUCUUUAUCCAUAGUUGUGAAGUUGGUGGUGGAAAUUCCAAGUUCCUUCGAAGCAAGCAUUAAUUUUGUGUCUCACACCUUUUGGUAGCUUUGUCCUCCCCUAUGUGGGACUUAGAGCCUCCAGUUUUUAUAAAUGCUUAAUUUUAAAUGAAUGGUCCAGGAGAACAUGUUUAUUUUAGCCACUUUUGCUUUCUAACAGUGUAUUUUGUUUUAUAAUUAGUAAAUAAUUCAUGCUGUAUUAUUUUUUGAAUAAUGAAUAACUGAAGGCCAGUCUUUUAAUUCUAAUAAAUAACACUCACUGAAACAAGGAGAAUACAUUUCAGAUACACUCAGAAUAUGUUGUGGUUGGUUCACAUAAGCACAUUAUGUGGUUUAUUUAUAACUUGAUAAAUUUAAAAUAGAACAAUUUACCAUGGCAGAUAUACAAAAGCUUAUUCUUGUGUCAUUUAUUUUCUUUAAGCUGAUGAUACAUAUCUUUAAGCAAAUACAUAUCUUAAAAAUCUAUAAUAAAACUUGGGAAUUAAAGAAGCAUGCUUUUUUUGUAGAUGGGUUUCUUUUCAGAAGUUAGAGGAUGAUUUGGUACUUUUAUCUAUAAUAAAUGGAAAAAUUGAAUAAUCAAGAAUUUUAUUGGAUUAUGUUUGUGUAUGCAUGGUGUUUGAGAGCAUCAGGAGUGAUAUAAUUUCUCUUGGUAGACAUACAGCAUUUUAUAGGUGGUAUGCAAAUCAGUUUACAGAUAUCACAAACUGUAAGAUUUAAUUUUUGGUAUCCUUUACUUGGAUUGAGUUUGUCUUACAAGUAUGUUUAAAGUUUCCUUUAUAGGGUUCAUAUUUAUUGAAUUUAUUAGGCACUUGGGGAACUUACAUAAAACAGAUAUCCUCUAAAUAUUUAUAAUCUCUGAAUUUGUAUAAUAGCUUAUUUAUUCUUUUGUACCUUUAACUAUGCAUUACAUUAUAUGCAAUAAAUGAAAUAACUUACUUAUAAAUUCAGUUACACAGUUUCAUGAAAUUCUGAUGUUUAUGUCUGCACAGAACAGUAUGAAUAUAUAGAAGCUACACAUGGAUCAAAGAAAGAUGAUAAAGAUGUUUCUCUUUAAAAUUCAUCAGGAAUUAUUUUCAUUCAUUAAAAAUUAUUUGACUUGUCCUAAAAGUUAUAUGAAAGUUGGAAAUAGUCAGAAGAAGUCUUUGAGUGUUCCUUCAGUGCAAUAUUGCUUUGAUUUUUUUUUUUUUGGAAUAGGCGUUUUAACAGUGUUGUAAGGCAGAGGUUGACUUGUAGAUUUUUAUAUCAAAGAGAUGCAAAUCAUUUCUAUCUAGUGGAAAAGAAACCAUAGUUUAUUACCCUGUUGGACAUUAACCAGUUUUAUAACUAGUCUAGCAAUCUUAUCCUAACAUUGCCAUAAAUAUUUAGCUUUUGAAAUACUCUUUGAAAAAUGUUUGCUGUCUUGUUGGCUCCCUUGUUAAUUAUCUGAAUAGAAUGUUUCACAUGUUCAUUUUUUAUUUGUAUAGAAAUCAUGGUUUUAUCAUUUUGAAAAGUUUACUUUAAUAAACUUUGGCCACAGA
Molecule: messenger RNA, 5523 nt
Organism: Talpa occidentalis (Iberian mole)
Lineage: Eukaryota; Metazoa; Chordata; Mammalia; Eulipotyphla; Talpidae
Gene: GASK1B
Product: golgi associated kinase 1B
Exons: 5
Coding region: 450-2009 (519 amino acids)
Cellular component (GO): Golgi apparatus
Source: RefSeq, a predicted model, not a curated record